Molecule: messenger RNA, 318 nt
Organism: Arabidopsis thaliana (thale cress)
Lineage: Eukaryota; Viridiplantae; Streptophyta; Magnoliopsida; Brassicales; Brassicaceae
Product: Putative membrane lipoprotein
Exons: 2
Coding region: 1-318 (105 amino acids)
Source: RefSeq, marked reviewed
AUGGGAACUACCGAUUGUCGUCGUCAUGGCUUCAUAUUAGUUCUUGUUCUGUUUCUUACCUCUAUCUCUUGUUUAGCUUCAAAAAUGGACUUCUCUUCUAAGUUGGGCAAUCAGAUUCCAGUUUGUCGUCAUCAAAACAGGUCUAGGGCCCCUGUAUUGAUGUUUGAUUGCAAAGAGAAAGGAUAUGUUUUCUCAAAGAUCAAUUUCGCCGACUAUGGCCAUUCAAGUGGUGAUUGUGGUAACUUUAGACGCGGCACUUGUGGUGCACCCGAUACCUUGAGGCUUGUCAAAAAGGUUCGAAAAAUCAACCAACAUUAA